CAGAAGCUGGAGAAGGAGAAGAGCGAGUUCAAGAUGGAAGUCCGACGACCUCAGCAGUAACGUGGAGCAGAUCACAAAGUCCAAGAUUAAUUUUGAGAGGUUAUCCAAGUCUUUGGAAGAUCAGAUUUCUGAUUUGAAGUCAAUUAACGAGGAAAAGCUCCAUUCCGUGAAUGAACUUACUACUCAAAAAGCCAGAAUGCAGACAGAAGUUGGCGAAUUAUCUCGUAAGCUGGAAGAAAAGGAGACUCUGACUGGGCAGCUCUCCAGAGUAAAACAGUGCAACAGCCAACAAAUUGAGGACUUGAAGAGACAACUCGAGGAUGAAGUGAAGGCCAAGAACGCCCUGGCCCACGCCGUGCAGUCGGCAAGGCACGACUGCGACCUCCUCCGCGAGCAGUUCGACGAGGAACAGGAGGCCAAGGGCGAGUUGCAGAGGGCCAUGUCCAAGGCCAACGCCGAGGUGGCCCAGUGGAGGACCAAGUACGAGACCGACGCCAUCCAGAAGACCGAGGAGCUGGAGGAAGCCAAGAAGAAGAUUGCAGUCCGUCUCCAGGAGGCAGAAGAGCACAUUGAAACGGCCAACGCGAAGUGUGCUUCUCUUGAGAAGACCAAGCAGCGUCUGCAAGCGGAGAUCGAAGACCUCACGACUGACAUGGAGCGAGCACGCUCAGCUGCGACAGCUCUCGACAAGAAACAGAAAUCCUUUGACAAGGUUAUGUCCGAGUGGAAACAUAAGUGCGAGGAAAGCCAGGCUGAGCUCGAGGGGUCCCAGAAGGAAGCACGCUCGCUCAGCACGGAGCUGUUUAAGAUUAAGAACGCGUACGAGGAGGCGCUGGAUCAACUUGAGACAGUCAAGCGAGAGAACAAGAACCUCCAGGAAGAGAUUUUUGACUUAACCGAACAACUCGGAGAGAGUGGUAAGAAUGUACACGAGCUGGACAAGUACAGGAAGCAGCUCGAGCAAGACCAGGCGGGCCUGCAGGCCUCUCUCGAGGAAGCGGAGGCUUCUCUGGAGCACGAGGGAGGCAAGAUUCUCCGGGUGCAGCUCGAGUUGAACCAGGUGAAGGCAGAGGUCGACCGCAAGAUCGCCGAGAAGGACGAGGAAAUCGACCAGAUCAAGAGGGGCUUCCAGCGCACCGUGGAGUCCAUGCAGGCGACGCUCGACUCAGAGACCAAGAGCAGGAACGAGGCCCUCAGGCUGAAGAAGAAGAUGGAGGGAGACCUCAACGAGAUGGAAAUCCAGCUCAACCACGCCAACAGGCAGGCGGCCGAGUCUCAGAAGCACCUGCGCAACGCGCAGAACCAAAUGAAGGAUCUUCAGGUGCAUUUGGACGAGGCGCUGCACGGCAACGAGGACUUGACGGAGCAGAACGCGAUGAUGCGUCGCCGCAGCGACCUCCUGCAGGCCGAGAUCGAGGAGACGCGGAGCGCCCUUGAGCAGACGGAGAAGUCCAGGAGGGUGUCAGAGCAAGAGCUGCUUGCCACCACCGAGCGAGUGCAGCUGCUGCAUUCACAGAAUAUGUGUUUGAUAAAUUCGAAGAAAAAACUAGAAAGCGACCUUUUCCAACUUCAGUCUGAGGCUGAGGAAGCGCUCCUGGAGUCGAGAAGCUCGGAGGAGAAGGCCAAGAAGGCCAUCACUGACGCCGCCAUGAUGGCAGAGGAACUGAAGAAGGAGCAGGACACGAGCGCCCAUCUCGAGAGGAUGAAGAAGAACAUGGAGCAGACGGUGAAGGAUCUGCAGCACAGGCUGGACGAGGCCGAGCAGAUCGCGAUGAAGGGCGGCAAGAAGCACAUUCAGAAGCUCGAGGCCAGGGUGCACGAGUUGGAGGCUGAAGUUGACGCUGGACAAAGACGGAAUUCUGAAGCCGUCAAGGGGACACGAAAGUACGAAUCCAAAAUCAAGGAACUCUCCUUUCAGGCUGAAGAAGACCGUAAGAAUUUGCUGCGUCUGCAGGAUCUGGUUGACAAGCUACAGCUUAAAGUCAAAGCUUAUAAGAGACAUUCAGAGGAAGCUGAGGAGCAAGCAAAUGUGAGCCUGUCAAAGUAUCGCACCCUGCAGCACGAGCUGGAUGAGGCUCAGGAGAGAGCUGACGUCGCCGAGUCUCAGGUCAACAAGCUGAGGGCCAAGUCUCGUGAUGUGGCCAGUCAAAAGGUGAGAGGUGAUGCUGAAGAAUAAAAACAGCGCAUGUAUUGAACUGUACCCAUUGUUAUUAUUGCAUGCCUACUAUAUUUAUGUUCUCAAAGAAUGCAGAUAUGCAGUACUUUGGUGUGAGAGGUACAGUCAUAAA
This is a messenger RNA of Lethenteron reissneri (Far Eastern brook lamprey), 2288 nucleotides long. RefSeq names its product myosin heavy chain, skeletal muscle-like. Gene Ontology annotation, molecular function: microfilament motor activity; actin filament binding. Gene Ontology annotation, cellular component: myosin II complex; myosin filament; cytoplasm. NCBI's taxonomy places the organism in Eukaryota, Metazoa, Chordata, Hyperoartia, Petromyzontiformes, Petromyzontidae. The record is from RefSeq and is a predicted model, not a curated record.